AUCAGGCAGAGAAUGGCCAUUUUAUAGAGAUCCUGUGUGACGUGUAGCUGCUUUCUGGUAGCUACUUGGAGCACCAGUAGGCAGAGUGGAAGUGAAGCUGACGAGUGCUUCUUGGAAAGAACUGUAAUCUACUGUAGUGGGAAAGAGAGAGACACUCAAUCACUGCAGCUGUAAAUAGGAGGCAGGGGAACAGAGCUCAAGCAAAGGAAGGCAGAGUGUUUCUUGGAGGGGGGAUUAAAAAGCAUUUUUGGUGCAUGGGAUGAAGCCAGCCAUGGAAACUGCAGCAGAGGAAACUACAGAACAAAGCCAAGAGAAAAAAGGUUGCUUCGAAUGCUGUAUCAAGUGCCUGGGAGGAGUUCCGUAUGCUUCACUGGUGGCCACAAUUCUUUGUUUCUGUGGGGUGGCACUUUUCUGUGGCUGCGGUCAUGUGGCACUUACAGGAACAGUAACCAUACUUGAACAGCACUUCUCUUCAAACCCCAGCGAUCAUGUCCUCUUGACUGAAGUAAUACAGGUAAUGCAGUAUGUCAUCUAUGGAAUUGCAUCUUUUUUCUUCUUGUAUGGAAUCAUUCUAUUAGCAGAAGGCUUCUAUACCACCAGCGCAGUGAAGGAAGUACAUAGUGAAUUUAAAACUACAGCCUGUGGACGAUGCAUCAGUGGAAUGUUUGUUUUCCUUACCUAUAUUCUGGGAGUGGCCUGGCUUGGCGUCUUUGGCUUUUCUGCCAUUCCUGUUUUCAUGUUCUACAACAUGUGGUCCUCUUGUGAAUUUAUCAAAAUAUUGCCUACAAAUCUGACCACCACAGCCGAUCAGAUAUGCGUGGACAUCCGGCAAUUUGGUAUCAUUCCAUGGAACGCUUUACCUGGAAAAGCAUGUGGGCAAGCUUUGGAACAAAUCUGCAAUAGUAAUGAGUUCUACAUGUCCUACCACCUCUUUAUUGUGGCUUGUGCUGGAGCUGGGGCAACAGUCAUUGCUUUGAUCCACUUCCUCAUGAUUCUGUCUUCUAACUGGGCCUACUUAAAGGAUGCCAGCAAAAUGCAGGUCUACCAAGAUAUUAAGGCAAAAGAAGAGCAGGAGCUUCAAGAUAUCCAGUCACGGUCAAAAGAACAGAUUAAUUCUUACACAUAAAAAUGAUUUCCCCGGCCUUACGCAACUGAGGAGCCAGUAGGUUUUUAUUCGCCAAUCCGCUCAUGCAGAAGAUUAAUAAACCUGCUACCGAACUGUAUUUUUUUUAACCAAUCAAAACCAGUGUGUAACAAAAUAUUCACACCCCCUUCUCUCCGAUAUCUUCAUAUGAAACAUUUCAAAAUGGCAGCACUUUAACGGAACCCAUGCUAACUGUGAUUUGGUGUUCCGUAACUGGUCGCUUCAGUAAAUCGAAAUGGUAGAGCGUCAGUGGGAGACAGUUGGUAGACGGCCAUAGACCAUUGCAUGUUGGACACACGGGGAGGCCCAUUUAUCAAAGAUCGAAUUUCGAAUUCAUGUGAAUUUUUUUUUUACAUUUGAAUAUACUCACAAUUCAACUGCGAGGCUAUUUAAGAAAAAGUUUUAGGGUCGAAGUGAAAAUUCGAAGUAAAAAAAAUGAAAAUUUUGAAUAGGCCUAAAUUAGAUUUGAAUUUGAAAAAGAUGUGACUAUGCGAAUAUCGAAAUUUAUCUUAAUCUUAAAAAAAUUCGACUUCGCCCAUUCACAUCUAAAACCUGCUGAAUUGCUGUUUUAGCCUAUGGGGGACCUCCUAGAACCUAUUUGGAGUCAUUUGGUGUUUUUGGGGCAAAUACUUUGAUUCGAAUUCAAUCAAAUGCGCUAAAAAUGUUGAUUUUUUAAAUUUCUUCUUCGAAUUUUGACGUUAUGGGAGGUCAAAAAAAACUCCCAUUACUUCGAAAUUCGACCCUUGAUAAAUCUGCCCCUUAAUGUCUUAAUUUUCAAUCUAAUGGUUCCGACCCGAAAAUACAAAUCGUAUUUGAUUCAUGCAAAUCUCUAUUAACAUCUCCAAAUGGCUCAACAGACCUCUGUCAUUGACUUGUACGUGAACUCGGCAGGUUUUAAGUGGCGAAUGUUUAAGACUGUUUCCAUGGUCGAGUUUGAUAAAUCUCACAUUCAAAUUUACAUUUGAAUAGGAGGAUUAAAAUUCAAAUGUGUGAAUUUUUGUAUUCAAAUAUGAAAUUACCAUUUGACCCUUGAUAAAUCUACCCCAAAGUGUUACCGUUUUCAUAUAAAAUGUGAGCACUUGAGCCUUUUGUAUUUAACGCCCUAGAAAAGUAGGAAAACAAGUGUGUGUGCGUCUGGUUUCACUGCUUAUUGACAGAUCCUGAUCAUUAAAACCUCCCAGCAACAUGAGCAUAAAUCAGUUUGUAUUUACUGGCUCCCCCUCCUAUAGUUCUCAAUCAAGGUGUAAUGAUUGUUACAGUGUCUUAACUCUACGUAACAAUGGGGAAACCUAUUCAUUGGUGCAUUUAAAUAUAUGGUAGAUAAUUGUUGAUGUAAGUCUCACAUGAUUUCAGUAGUUUAUUGUGGUUCCACGUCCUAAACAGGAUAUUGAAUUAAAAAAAGAAAAGAAAAAAAAAAAGUGGCGUAGGAAAUGCAGAUGAGGUGCCGGCUCUACGUGAUGAUCCACAGAUAUUCCUAAUGUACUUUUGAAAUGUGAACAGAGACUGUUCAGGUAUUUUGUUUGGUUACAAGCCAGAAAAGUUAAAGAAAAAAAAAAAAAAAAAGCCUUUGAAUAUUUGAACACAAGCCGUUUACUGUAUGUUGCGGCCAAUAUAACAUAGUAGCCUAGAUUUUCUUUCAGCAGAUGCAUGAAGUUGAUUGUUUUAGCCCAGUGUCCUCAUUUAUGGGUAAUGAAGGCAGUGAUUUCAAAUAUAGUCAUUUUUUUUCUAUUCUGUGUAGUUGCUGGUAAUUAUCAUGUUGCCUUUACAUUUAGUGUAAUAUUUUUAUGUAAAAGGAAAAAAAAAAUUACAUUUUGCUAUGUAUAAAUUUUGUACCCUAACAGUGAAUCAAUAUUUUCUAUGAGUGCCAAGGGCUUCCUGUAGUUAUAUCCAAGUGUUCUAAUAAAUAUUUAUAGAUAAA
Xenopus laevis (African clawed frog) is the source of this 3062-nucleotide messenger RNA. RefSeq names its product glycoprotein M6B S homeolog (gene gpm6b.S). Bases 260 to 1126 code for a protein of 288 amino acids. The transcript is spliced from 7 exons. NCBI's taxonomy places the organism in Eukaryota, Metazoa, Chordata, Amphibia, Anura, Pipidae. The record is from RefSeq and is a predicted model, not a curated record. Gene Ontology annotation, cellular component: membrane; myelin sheath; plasma membrane. Gene Ontology annotation, molecular function: structural constituent of myelin sheath. Gene Ontology annotation, biological process: axon development; central nervous system myelination; neuron projection development.